AUGCCUCUGGGAACGCUUGAAGUUCUUCUUGUUGAUGCCAAAGGCCUCGACAACAACGAUUUUCUGGGUAACUCUCUCUCUCUCUCUGUCUCCCUCUCUGACAUGGAUCCCUAUGUCCUUUUGACUCUAAGGACCCAAGAGAAGAAAAGCAAUGUGGUCUCAGGUCAAGGAUCUGCACCAGAAUGGAAUGAAACCUUUGUAUUUACGGUCUCUGAUGAUGUCUCCGAACUUCACUUGAAAAUAAUGGAAAAGGAUAAUUUCAGCGCAGAUGAUUUUGUUGGAGAAGCAACCAUUUCAUUAGAGCCCAUUUUCACUGAAGGUAGCAUUCCACCAACUGCAUAUAAUGUUGUCAAUCAGGACAAAGAAUACCGUGGAGAGAUUAAAGUUGGACUCAGAUUCACUCCUGAGCCUGAGCAAAACGACGGUGCAUCUGGGGAAUAUGGAAGAAAUGAUGGUCCAUCUGGGGGAUAUGGAAGAAACGACGGUCCAUCUGGGGAAUAUGGUGGUUCCGAGGAGGGCUACGGUGGAUGGAAACAAUCAUCUUACGUGGAGGAGUAG
Prunus armeniaca (apricot) is the source of this 558-nucleotide messenger RNA. The record is from the annotation of a GenBank genome assembly. Lineage: Eukaryota; Viridiplantae; Streptophyta; Magnoliopsida; Rosales; Rosaceae.